This is a messenger RNA of Fusarium coffeatum, 396 nucleotides long. RefSeq lists its product as uncharacterized. The transcript is spliced from 3 exons. Bases 1 to 396 code for a protein of 131 amino acids. Lineage: Eukaryota; Fungi; Ascomycota; Sordariomycetes; Hypocreales; Nectriaceae. The record is from RefSeq and is a predicted model, not a curated record.
AUGAUAAAGCUUUUUGUCAACAUCAUAGAGGACCUCAUUAGUUACGUCACUAAUAUACCCUCACAGCCACCCCCCAAUAUCGCAAACGCGACGGUGCACUUCGCAGAUAUCGCCCAACAGAAUCCCUGCGAUCCACGAGCCAUCGGUCUUACCCCUUGCAUCCGCAAAUGCGAGCAUGCCUGCCAAGUCACCUUUCAAUUCGACGACCCCAAAUGCAGCGAGGGUUACAGCAGCGCCAUCUGGUCCGACACCUGCUACAAGAACUUCAGAAAUGGCAAGUUUCGUAGGAAGUUUGAAACAAAGGGUUGUACCGACUACGAGAUUUGGUGGGGGACCCACCCUAUGCCUCAUGGUUCUGGCUGGGCGCGCGAUAUUACCCUUGAGAAAAAGGUCUAA